GGAAGGAAAGAGUUUGAUCGACCUUUCGAUCGAAAUUUUUGCAUGCUAGUAAAUGACAUUGCUCUUGAGAAUUGAUCGUACUGACUGCGAAGUUUGUGGAAAUGUAUCGAUGUCUAUAGAAUUUGAACAAACACCCUUCGAGCCUCGUCAAUGCAUGCAAAUAAGCAUUCACGCCUUGCGCAUAUGCCAAAGCGGACAUUUAAAUCUUAUCUGCAGGCCAGCAGCAAAUACAGUCAAUUGUUUCCGAACGCGUGGCUAGUUAACAAAUAAACGCGGUUUACAAUUGGAGUAGGUAUAGAAUGCGCAAGAGUUGCUUCGCAUAUAUUGUCAGUCCACGCUAUCCUAGCGGUCAGGUCACACACGCUUAGGGCUCGCAUCUUCCCUUACGUGAUAAAAAACGCGCGGGAAUACGAACAACUGUUGUCUUUAGUCUUUGCAUAUAGAUUUGUUAGUCGAGACUAUCGAAUAGAAGUUACGAUGUUCGACAACACUGUUACUCGGUUUAGAUCUUUAUGUGACAUGUAAAUAAAGUUCAUUCAAAAUGCAGUCCUAAACGGUCAUGGUACUGUUUUAAACGAAAUAAAUAAAAACAGUUCCAAUACACAAAAUGAUAUACUUUACAAGUAUAACUGUUUAUGUAACAGAGAUGAAAUCGCAACUAUCAGAAGCAAGUGCUAUAUCGUGACAAGAGAAAGAGUCAAAAAAUGACAACAGAACUCUCUUACGAAAUGCAAGAGCGACAAGAUGGAGAAAAGGAGGGCAAAGGGAAAUUAGCAACUGGGAAAUUAUUUUAUAAACCUGGAGUUAUAGAAGAGGAGACUGACGAGACCAGUGCUUUCGAGAGUUCGGUGGUGGAAUCUCCAAUGUUAGCACCUGGAUGUGGAAGUAGUUUUCUAAGACCUCCGCAGAUCCAUCCAUCGAGCAGUCUUCACCGUAUACCCACGUACAGCAGUUCUAUAGGACAGAGCACAAUCUAUAGACAAGAUACUUGCAGGAGCCGGUCGCACAGGCACGGCGCUACUCGCAGGACGAGACGUCGAGCCAUACUUAAAAAUGGCGAGUGCAACAUACUCAAAUCUCGCAUAUCCCAGCGCCGGCUGCGGUUCCUUCAAGACAUGUUCACGACGCUCGUGGACGCACAGUGGCGGUGGACACUGCUCGUGUUCACUCUCUCCUUCAUCCUCUCGUGGCUCGGCUUCGCUCUCAUCUGGUGGCUGAUUGCUUUCACACACGGAGAUCUGGAAGUUGACCAUCUACCCAACAUGCAGGAAUCCUCCAACUGGAAGCCGUGCGUGUUCAACAUUUAUGACUUCACUUCUUGCUUCUUGUUCAGUAUCGAAACUCAACAUACUAUAGGUUACGGCUCGCGUACCACAACGGAAGAAUGUCCGGAAGCUAUUUUCAUUAUGUGCUUGCAGAGCAUAGUUGGUGUCAUGAUACAAGCGUUCAUGGUGGGUAUCGUGUUCGCUAAGAUGACGCGGCCGAAGCACCGAACGCAAACUCUUCUGUUUUCAAAAUAUGCUGUCGUUUGCCAGCGCGACGGCGAGCUGUGUCUGAUGUUCCGCGUUGGAGACUUGCGGAAGUCGCACAUUAUCGGUGCUAGUGUCAGAGCUCAAUUAAUUCGAUCCAGAACGACGAAGGAAGGCGAGCUGCUAUCUCACUACCAGACUGAAUUGGAGCUGAAUGCCGACGGAUGCGAUAGCAAUCUGUUCUUUAUCUGGCCCAUCACAAUGGUGCACAGGAUAAACGCCGAAAGCCCGUUCUACGGAGUGUCAGCGGCGGACGUCCUGCAGGAGAGAUUCGAGAUAGUUGUUAUAUUAGAGGGAACUAUUGAAUCGACGGGUCAGACUACACAAGCGCGCUCCAGUUACACGACGAGUGAAAUAAUGUGGGGACACAGGUUCUUGCCACUGGUGUCCUAUAAUCGGGAGCGUCAGGGAUAUGAAGUAGACUACUCAAAGUUCGAUGAGACAUCGCAAGUGGACACCCCGCUUUGCUCUGCCAAAGAGCUGGACGAGUUCUACGGAAACCAGCCCGAUCGCAGAUCAAUUGAGAGCGGGGAGCACCUCGUGCUGAAGAUGCCGGAGAGACCGACAACCGAACCUAAAGCUGAACAGAAAGAUGGGGAUUUCACUGUCACUUUAUAAAUAAACUAUCAAUAAGAGCUGCUAGUUAUACGAAUAUAAAAAUAGCUCGAUCUGAAACGAAAAUCUUAUGAGUUUUUAAUUGUUAUGCGAAAGUUAUUUUGAUUUAUUUAAGAGUAAAGUUACGAAUCUCAUGUUUUAGGUAUAAGUUUCAAUAAUUAUACAAUUAAAGAAAUCAGUAAAAUGGUCACAUAAUUCCAGUUAUAUAACUAGUCAUUUAAUAGAUUAAUAGAGUAUUUAUAAUCUCAAUUAUAACAAGGUUGAACCUGAAAGGUUGUGCAAAUAAUUCUAAUUUAAAGAAUCUACAUUCCAGUGUCGAGCGUAGUAUUUAUUCAUAUUUGUUGUAUGAAGGUUGAAAAAUAUUAAAGUACAAAGCUGUCAUGGACCGUUUUCGUUUUCCAUUUGCGGAAAUAUUGUUGUCAAGUACAAUACAAAUGCAAUGGAAUUAGAUAAACACUAGUAUUUUUAUAUAAUUAGGUUCAAAAUGUUCACACACAAUAAUUUAUGUCGUAAUUAAAUUUUGUUAAAGAAUCCAUUUUGUCUUACGUAAUAGAUAAUGUUGUAUAUUUGCAAUAUCGUUAUAUGUAAAUAUUGAAUGAUAAUUUAUGUUCCAACGUUUAUUCGUGUUUAAUUUACAAUACCUUUCCACUGUUAUA
Messenger RNA from Papilio machaon (common yellow swallowtail), 2800 nucleotides. RefSeq names its product G protein-activated inward rectifier potassium channel 3. The transcript is spliced from 4 exons. Gene Ontology annotation, biological process: potassium ion import across plasma membrane; regulation of monoatomic ion transmembrane transport. The record is from RefSeq and is a predicted model, not a curated record. The coding region runs from base 705 to 2147 and encodes 480 amino acids. Gene Ontology annotation, cellular component: plasma membrane. NCBI's taxonomy places the organism in Eukaryota, Metazoa, Arthropoda, Insecta, Lepidoptera, Papilionidae. Gene Ontology annotation, molecular function: inward rectifier potassium channel activity.